Messenger RNA from Laccaria bicolor S238N-H82, 852 nucleotides. RefSeq lists its product as uncharacterized. The transcript has a single exon. Lineage: Eukaryota; Fungi; Basidiomycota; Agaricomycetes; Agaricales; Hydnangiaceae. The record is from RefSeq and is a predicted model, not a curated record. The coding region runs from base 1 to 852 and encodes 283 amino acids.
AUGGCCGAGGCUGAUCAUGAUGUGUUGGCAUUGAGAGACACUCCGAUGCUCACCGACGUGCGUUUGCGGGGUAUGGGGUUGCACUACUUCCGCGUUCCGCUUACCAACGUCACUGAGCUUCAUCUGGCACCGGUGGGGUUCCCGCUGUCUUACGCGGCUUUUUGCACGAUAAUACAAUCGUGUUCCGCAUCGCUGAUCACACUGGUCGUCUAUGAUGCUCUCGUCUUCAACCUCGCGCCAUCGCACGUGUACGAUAUGCCUUUCCUACGCCGCAUUCACAUCUACGGAACGAUGAUUCCAAUCUCAGAGCUUCUGCUCUCCAUCUCAGCUCCGGAUCUGGAAGAAAUCUCCAUUGCGCCAUACACCAGGGGUGAUCUCGUCCUGCUGGAAGAAGACAUCAUGCACAAGAGAUCUCCCCGCUUUCCAAAGCUGAAAUCACUCACGCUAACGCUUCGCUCGACCUUCACAGAGAUGAUUGAAUCAGUGUUUGAUCGAGCGGAAUUUUGUUUUCCUGGAAUCAAUACGCUCGUUCUUCCUAGUUUUGACUGGUCGCUUAUGUUACAAUGCCUGACCAAUUCCGUAGUACCUCGGUGGCCUCAGCUGGAUGGCGUUGCACUUCGGGCCCUUGACGACGACUUCGACGUGCUUCAUCAAUUUAUUUUGGACCGCCAGGACGCUGGAGCACCCAUCCGGACGUUGUACCUGGACGCAGAAUCGGUCAAGAAAUUUUUGGUUCAUUACGAAGAUAUGAGGCAGAAGGUUUCUAUAGUAGUAGAGGCGGAUCCUUGGCUGACCCAACAGAGCGCUGCGUUUUAUUCUGAGCAAGAGUCUCGGUUCCUUGGUGAUGACUAG